Messenger RNA from Ustilaginoidea virens, 870 nucleotides. RefSeq lists its product as uncharacterized. Bases 1 to 870 code for a protein of 289 amino acids. Lineage: Eukaryota; Fungi; Ascomycota; Sordariomycetes; Hypocreales; Clavicipitaceae. The transcript has 10 exons. Gene Ontology annotation, molecular function: hydroxyacylglutathione hydrolase activity. The record is from RefSeq and is a predicted model, not a curated record.
AUGCAUCGUCAUCAUCUCAAGGUCAUGUUCCAAGGAGCUUCCGCUGCGAGGCAGAUAUUCAGAUCGUUCCCGAGAGCUGUGGUCAACAAGCGCAACAUGCAUAUCCAGUCGAUUCCCAUGUGGGUUGGGAGUGGCAACAACUACGCCUACCUCGUCGUGGACGACAGAUCCAAGGAUGCGGUGAUUAUCGAUCCCGCCAACCCGCCAGAGGUCGCGCCAAUCCUGAAAGAAGCCAUAUCCUCGGGGAAAAUCAACCUGACGGCCGUUGUGAACACGCAUCACCAUGGGGACCAUGCAGGCGGCAACAAGAAGCUUCUGGCGGAGCUGGGCACCCCGGGCCUGGCGAUUGUUGGCGGCAAAGACUGCGAGGGCGUCACCAAGACGCCUGCCCAUGAGGAGGUCUUUCAGCUAGGCGACAUCAAGGUGACGAGCGUGCAUACGCCGUGCCACACGCAGGAUAGCAUUUGCUUCUUCAUGGAGGACGGGACCGGGAGGGCUGUUUUCACAGGCGACACGCUCUUCGUCAGCGGCUGCGGCAAGUUCUUCGAGGGCAAUGCCGCGGAGAUGCACGAGGCGCUGAACAAGAGGCUCGGGUCCCUGCCCGACGACACUGUUGUAUAUCCUGGUCACGAGUACACCAAAUCCAACGUCAAGUUUGCCAUUUCGGUCCUGCAGAGCGAGCCGGUCAAGAAACUGGAGGAGUUCGCGGCCAGCAACCAGGUCACGACGGGCGAGUUUACCCUUGCCGACGAAAAGAAACACAACGUAUUCAUGCGUCUCGAUGAUCCAGCCGUGCAAAAAGCCACCGGUGCCACCGACCCCGUGGACGUCAUGGCCAAGCUGCGCGAAAUGAAGAACAACUUCAAGUGA